UUCCGCCCCCGUCCCGAACGUGCCUGUGAGACCUUCUCCCACCUCUUCGUCUCUUUCCCAUUUUGUUAGGGCAAAAAUAAGAGGAUUAAGAACUAUCCACAACGAACCCCCUCCCCUCUUCUCCCUCCUCAGUUUCCAAACCCUAAUCCUCCGAUCCCCAUCUCCUGAGGAGAUCCCAAACUCCUCCGAUCUCGCGCUCGGGUGGGUGGGGACUGGGGAGGGGGCGAGGGGGGAGAUGACGACGUACGGCACGAUACCGACCUCUUCGUCCCCCGGGGGGGCGGGGUCGCCCCUCGGCUUCAUCUCGCGGGCGAAGGAGCGCGGCUACUCGGCGCUGGCGACGCGGCGGCCGUGGCGGGAGAUGGCGGAUCCGCGCGCCUUCGGGUUCCCCCUGAGCCUCGGCGAGGCCUACCUCCGGAUCCGCACCAACCUCGCCUACUUCGCCAUGAACUACGCCAUCGUCGUCCUCGUCGUCGUCUUCCUCAGCCUCCUCUGGCACCCGAUCUCCCUCAUCGUCUUCAUCGCCGCCAUGAUCGCGUGGCUCUUCCUCUACUUCCUCCGCGACGAGCCCCUCGUCCUCUUCGGCCGCACCAUCAGCGACACCAUCAUCCUCGCCGUCCUCGCCGUCGUAACCCUCGUCCUCCUCCUCCUCACCAACGCCACCCUCAACAUCCUCGUCUCCCUCCUCGUCGGGCUCCUCGUCGUCGUGGCGCACGCCGCGCUCAGGAAGACGGAGCAUCUCUACAUGGAGGAGGAGGCGGCGGGCCCAGGUAGGUGGUACACGUCGAUCGGAGAAGGGAGCAAACCAUCGACCUCCUCCCGAUCCUAGGGUUUCGUCCCCUCCGAUCUCGCACACUCUUCUUCUUCCUCCCCCGUGUAUCGUAAAUCGCCAUUACUGUGUAUUGUGUAUGCUCCUUUUGCAAUUCGAUCCGUGUGUUCUCCAUUUUAGGGCCUUUGUUUGGAUGGCGAGUGAGUGGUGAUUCAAAUUUGUUCUGUGGCUAAAAUUUUGUUGCUCUGGUUUGUGUUGAUCGUGGCGAUCAAUUUAAUUUAAAAUUUGGGGUAAAUUUCAA
Messenger RNA from Ananas comosus (pineapple), 1070 nucleotides. RefSeq names its product PRA1 family protein F3-like. Gene Ontology annotation, cellular component: Golgi apparatus; endoplasmic reticulum. The record is from RefSeq and is a predicted model, not a curated record. Gene Ontology annotation, biological process: vesicle-mediated transport. The transcript has a single exon. Bases 236 to 829 code for a protein of 197 amino acids. Lineage: Eukaryota; Viridiplantae; Streptophyta; Magnoliopsida; Poales; Bromeliaceae.